CCCUCAUCACUCAAUUUAUUUAAGAAUCAAAGGGAUAAAAAAAAACACACACACACACAAAGUGGAGAAAUUAUCAUGGAUAGAGAGCAGGAAGAGCUUCAAUUCCUGGGUUUCUUUGGCAUAUUGAAAGAAUCAUUGAAGAUCAUAUGUUCAUGGAGAAAAAUCUUUACCCAGAUUACUCUUUCCUUCAUUUUCCCUCUCUCCUUCAUCUUCCUAGCUCACAUCCAAAUCUCUCAGCUCAUUUUUGCCAAUAUUUUGGAUAACCAAGACGCCUUGAAUUAUGCACGAGCAGGGACGCCUGGGUAUGAGAAAUUGUCUGAUUUAAUAUCGACUGAAUGGGUUUUGUUUUGGCUCUUCAAAGCUGCGUAUUUCACUUUCCUUCUCGUCCUUUCACUCCUCUCGACAUCCGCCGUGGUUUACACCAUCGCAUGCAUUUACACAGGCAAGGAAACCUCGUUCAAGAAGGUCAUCAGCGUCGUACCCAAGGUUUGGAAGCGGCUUUUCGUGACGUUCCUGUGGAGUUUCGCCGUCGUUUUCGUCUACGACGUCGCUUCCGGCGUGUUGUUGUUGGUGCCGCUCGCUGUUCUGGGAUUCGGCGGGUUGGGGAUGUCGGUUUUCGUUCUGCUUUUCAUCCCAUACUUGGCGGGACUUGUUUAUGUUUCCUUGGUCUGGCAAUUGGCCAGCGUGGUUUCGGUGUUGGAAGAUGAUUACGGGUUCAAGGCCAUGAAGAAGAGCAAGGCGUUGAUAAAGGGUAAGAUAGGGGUGGCGGCCGCCGUGUUUCUGGUGCUCGUCGUUGGUUUUAUCGUGAUUCAAGCCGUGUUCGAGAUCGGCGUGUUGUUUUAUUGGUCGAUGAGCGUCGGAAUGAGAAUAGGGAUUCCGGUACUUUGCUUCUUGAUGUUGUUUAGCGUUAUGCUGUUCGGUCUUGUUGCUCAAACGGUCAUCUACUUUGUGUGCAAAUCGUAUCACCAUGAGAAUAUAGACAAGUCUUCUUUAGCCGAUCAUCUCGAGGUUUAUCUUGGGGAGUAUGUUCCUCUCAAGGCCAAGGAUGUCCAACUUGAACAGUUUCAUGUGUAAUUUAUUUUAAGUAUAUCUUUAAGGUAAUUCUUAA
Hibiscus syriacus is the source of this 1108-nucleotide messenger RNA. RefSeq lists its product as uncharacterized. The transcript has a single exon. Lineage: Eukaryota; Viridiplantae; Streptophyta; Magnoliopsida; Malvales; Malvaceae. Bases 76 to 1074 code for a protein of 332 amino acids. The record is from RefSeq and is a predicted model, not a curated record.